Messenger RNA from Sarcophilus harrisii (Tasmanian devil), 1954 nucleotides. RefSeq names its product LBH domain containing 1 (gene LBHD1). Bases 1264 to 1686 code for a protein of 140 amino acids. The record is from RefSeq and is a predicted model, not a curated record. Gene Ontology annotation, cellular component: nucleus. Gene Ontology annotation, biological process: positive regulation of DNA-templated transcription. The transcript is spliced from 2 exons. Lineage: Eukaryota; Metazoa; Chordata; Mammalia; Dasyuromorphia; Dasyuridae.
GAGCGGGAGGAGGUGAAAUGCACUAGAGAGUUUUUCUCUUCCUCCUCCGACUGCGCAGAGCGGGGCCAGGAGGGAGCAGGAAGAGCGCUCGUGGCUACGGCGCCCCCAGGCGGAGAUCCCAGAGUCCUCCCCGAUGGGGCUGGCCCGCGGAGCCGGCCGGGCACAUGCGCUUGGCUUCGCUUGAAAAACCCGUCAGGUCGUGCAGGAUCCGGCCUGUCAUCCGCCCGUCCCCACGGGGACCGCUUGGGGCGCUGAGAAGCGGGAUCACGUUUGUAAAGCGCCCGCAAACGCUCCGACUAGGCCCCGCCCGUGGCCCGCUCCCACUCCGGGAGGCGCUUCUCUCCCGCACGCCCCUCCCCUAGGCCGCCUCCUCUCUCAGAGCGCGGCGGCGGCGGUGCCGGGGCACGGGCCGGAUGGGGGGCGGCGCCUUGCCCCCCAAAGCGCCGCAUAAAGGCCGCCCCUCGCGGAUGGGAAAGGGCCUAGGCGCUCAGGGUCACGCCCCGCGCUCUACGGCCAGCUUAUUGGGCGCGACGUCGCCCAGCCUGUUCCAAGCGAGCGGUUUGGGCUCAAGGAUCUUUUCCCCCGGAAAACAUGAUUCUAACCCCCCUGGGCGGGCACUGGGAUCUGGGAUCAGCCUGGGGACUGUCCUGUGACUCUCGGGUGCCCGCCUACAAAGUGCACGCACUGGAUCGGUCCUGAAGGCCCUUCCUGCUCUAUAAACUUGCCUGAUACUUGGCCCCCAGCCGCCUGGGAAGUGGGAUUGUAAGCAUUAACACAGACACUGUAUGUCAGGACACCGGUUCGCCAAGGCAGAGGGAUUUGGCCAAAUCCUCCCAUCUAAUCGCGUCUAGGACAGCUGUGUCUCAUCCCUGCAAGGGUCUGGUGGAUCCCGCCCCUCCACCCAUGCCCAGCCCUGGGAGACAAGGGCCCGGGAGCCGGUCAGUCUUAGGGCAAAAGGCCUCGCGAGAAGGAUCCUGAGCGACGUGUCCAAGGGGGAAGAGGGAAAAGGAGCUUUCAACUUUUUCUCUUCCCCUCCAAGGGCCAAACCUCGUCCACAAUUUUCCCUCCCCCCUCUGGGACUCUUGUAAUCCCCCUGCUGCUUGUCAGCCUCCUUUCCUCAGAUGCGAUUAAGGGGCCAGUUUCCAAAGGAGAUUACAGGGGCAAAAUCGGUCUCCCCUUCUGCGGGAGUCUGGCCAUAAAGGGGCUGGGGACGGAGGGGGACACCGGCGCAGCGGGGAAGUCCGCGCUGCUCACCGCGUUACCAUGGCCUUCCUGCCUAGAAGCAGUGAGGAGGAGGAGGAGGUUUCUUGGCCCAGCAACAGCCCAGGUUCUCCCUGGAAACCGGACUCUCCAAAUCAGGUCAAGACCUUGUGGGACGACCAGGACGUUCAGGUUUCUUCUCAGAAGCCCCGUCCACCCUCCAUCACCGUGGAAGCCACAGAUCCAAAUGAGGUGGAAAGUGGGGAGCUCAGGUGGCCUCCUGAGGAUUUGCUGUUAUCCGACAGUGAAGAGGAAGAGGAAGCCUUUUUCCAGGACCAAGAUGAAGAGUCAGGUGAAGAAAGUCUUGGUCUGAGAGGCCUAGAGAUGGAAAAGGGGGAAGAAAAGGAGAUGGGCAGGAAGCCGUUGUUUAGGUGGGAGAGGGAAAGCAGAAGGAUGAUGAGGAUGGAUGGAUUUCCUUUUAACUGAUCCAGUGGCAGAGUAGAGCAAGACAUGGAUUCAAAUCUUGCCCCAGAAACUUAAACCCCCAUUCUUGGCUUAAUGUGAGCCAGUUUCCCCAACUGUAAAAUGAGAUCAAUUGAGUCAGAGUGUAAAGGGAUUUUUGGGGAAAUAUCCUCGUGGUGGCAACAUUAUUCUCCCACCCUAGGCUGGGCUUGGUGCCCCCUAGAUCCCAGAUCCUCUCUAAGAACCCUCAAUCCUGGGUCCGACUGGGAGCAGGAGGAAGAGGAAGAAACCU